AUGUCUGGUGAGUCUGUGAGAGGAGGAGUUAGAUUCUUCUUUCUGCAAGAAUUUACAAACUCGUUGUUGCGCAAAGUAUUAUUGAAAUUUUUCAAUUUGUCUUGUCAGUUUACCAUCAUAUCAACUUUUGAACAAUUUUUAUCUAUAUACAUGUAACUGUGUCCAACUCGCUUAGUUUUCGAAAUAUUUACGAAAACUAUCUACUAACACUGUAUGUCAAAUCGCGACUCAAAAAUGUGUUCGCGAUGGCAUAUAUGUGUCGGUAUUUUGGUUGCCUAACUAAUCCAAAUAGUAUUUACGUAAAGAAAAGAUCAGAAUUGCGUUUGAGUUAGCUUGUGUAUUUUUGUCUGCUCGUCAUAAGAUGGCUGACAAUCACUGGUGACACACACGCUGCCAUGGGCGCACAGAACAGAAUUCGUUAUCAUAUUGAUAUCGACAGUUGGUAAUUACAGAGUUGCACGCUCUCAGCGCGGGGUUCUGACGAUGUUCAAAUACACGAUUGUAGAAAUCAACGUUCUCGAUCAGUUUCUUCCUUUCGCAGAAAAUUUCGUCGGACUCUCUUCGAGCUUCCGAGAAAAUAUACUCGCAAAAAGACUAUGUUGAUACAACUAUAAUGAUAUUCUGUCUGUACUUGCGCGUCCGUUAGUAUCGGUUGCCGACCGCUUCACUGCGGCUGGAUAAAAUCAACUAACUCAGUCUUAACUCUUAUCUUUUGACCGUAUCGUUUGCGGUCUGUUAUCAACGGUGUAUCUGUACAGAGAUGAUACUCUGCAAGCAUAACCUAGCAGCAGUGAUUCUACUUCUUUGUCAACAGAUUGGUAAUUAAUAAUGUUGAUAUACUAAAACGAUUAUCAUUAUUAUUAUUACACGUGGUUAUAUUUAUUUCUCCAUGAAUUGCGAGUCGACUGUGUACGCGUUUAUAUUUAUUACACACGAGAGAUUGUGGAUUAGAUUAGUUUCGAUUUUAUUCAGAUUGAGAACCCCUUGAUUGACGAAGACUCGUUGCUCCCAUGGACGCACAAGUGUAGGCAAAACAUCAUUGUCGCGGCAUCGACAGAUUCGGUUAGUAAUUAGUAAUUGAUAAUAUUGAUAAUUGAUAAUAUUGAUAUAUUAAAACGUAUAUCGUUAUGAUUAUUUCACGCGAUUAUAUUUAUUUCUCUAGAAAUUGUUAGUCGACUGUGUACUCGUUUAUAUUUAUUGCAGACAAAAGACGAGAGAUUGUGGAUUAGUCGAUUUUAUUCAAGUUGAGAACCUCUAUUAACGAAGGCACUUCCAUGGACGCACAAGUACAGGCAAAAUAUCACUGUGUGGUACAGUUUUUUGUGAAUAUCUCGGGAACUAAGAGAACCUGAGAAGAGAGCGAGAGGGAACAGUUGUUCAGAAUAUUGAUUUCUACGUAUUUGACGUAUUUGAAAGUCAUCGAAACUCUGUGCUGAGAACGUAAUUACUUUACAGUUUUCUGCAAAUAUUAUGAAAACUAAACCAAACCGACGAUUAUAUGUGGAGGAAAAAUUUGUUCAAAAUGUUCGAUUUCUACGACAUAUUGUCGGAUGACUAAACGUGAGUCACAUUGUUUUCUCAAAUAGAGCCCUUUCAAACUUGAUUCCAGACUGCAGAACAUUGUUCAUUAUCAGGACACAAUGAUCACGAUAGAACUCAUUCGAAGACCUGUCAUUAAUUUUAAUUAACUCUUUCAAUUUAUAUCUAGCUUUUUUUUUAAAUUAAAUUAAAUUUAUAUAUAAUAAACAAUUAAUUUAAUAUUUUAAUUAAAUUGAUUUUAUUAUAUAAAAAAUUUAUGGGAUAAACAAUAAAUUUAAUCAUACAAUAAAUGUAAAAGAAUAUUUUUAAAUUGAUGAUUUUAGUAUUAAUUAUUAAUAGAAAUAAUUUUACAAUUUAUUAAGAAAAAUUUAAAAACUAAAGUACGCCGAGCAGGUGAAACAAAAAAACCAUAA
Messenger RNA from Heterotrigona itama, 1952 nucleotides. The record is from the annotation of a GenBank genome assembly. Lineage: Eukaryota; Metazoa; Arthropoda; Insecta; Hymenoptera; Apidae.